Messenger RNA from Seriola aureovittata, 3854 nucleotides. Its product is annotated as Carbohydrate sulfotransferase 1-like. NCBI's taxonomy places the organism in Eukaryota, Metazoa, Chordata, Actinopteri, Carangiformes, Carangidae. The record is from RefSeq and is a predicted model, not a curated record. Bases 1828 to 3096 code for a protein of 422 amino acids. Gene Ontology annotation, biological process: N-acetylglucosamine metabolic process; keratan sulfate proteoglycan metabolic process. Gene Ontology annotation, molecular function: N-acetylglucosamine 6-O-sulfotransferase activity; keratan sulfotransferase activity. The transcript has 3 exons.
GACAAGAUUCAUCUUCUCUUCCUAUCACAGGAGCUCCUCUGUAGCCCGGGGUCAGAUGCAGCUCCUCUGCUCGCUGCAGUGCUCUGCUCUGCUCUCAGCCUGUGGCGUGUGUGUGUGUGUGUGUGUGUGUGUGUGUGUGUGUAGAGAGAGAUAGAGACAUAACAGGGAAAAGAUGGGUAGAGAGAUGAGAAAGAUGGGGAGCAGGGCAAAGAAGACUAACUGGAGAUUUGAAACUCCUCCUGGUGGAGCUACUGUUGCCCACCUCCCUGUGUUUCUCAGGAUAGAUCAUCAGGCUUUGCCAAUAAACACCUUCACGCAAAGGACCCCUGAACACACCGAGGUGCCUUAACAGAAAGAUCUUUGGCACUGUCACAUCCCUCAAUCACUUGCAUCCAAAAUCCCUUAGUCCCACUCUCAUCACUAACGUCUAACUUCAUUUGUUGCCUUUAUUUUCCACAGAGGCAUCUGCCUUUCCUGCACCAUGCACAAAUGUCAUUAUCUGCAACAGUUUUGCUGUUAGCUAUGUUAUCUCAGCAGCAGCAAUCCCUGUGCUCGUUGAAUUUACAACUCAAACCUGCUAGAGAAACAUACACCGCACGGUGUAAUCUUCGCUUGAUCCUGUCCCCGAGGCUUUUAUCCCCCUGUAAGCACUGUUAUUGUAUGAGGGAUCCAAAGGCUGAGACCAUCUGAAGCCCGCAGUCCCCUUCCAGCUGUUGACAGAGUGUCUAUUAUUCCUGGAGUCCCAGUGCGGGAGGACUUAUGAGCCAGGGAGAAAGGAGGACUUGCAAAUCAAAUUGCUUUAAUCCAUUGAAGCAUCUGUCUUCAUUCUCCAGAGGGCAGCAGGGUGUGUAGCAGAGGAGCUCUGAGCUCUGAUCAGGACCGGAGAGGAAAACAAAACCUGUCGCUGAAGAAUCAUAUGAUGUGCCUUGGUCAGCCAGCUGUGCAGUGCAUGUAGGGUAUGGAUGACAGGACUGUCAAAUUGACAGAUUUUUUUCCCUUCCUUUUAAGUGUCAGAGAUGGAAAGAAGCUUGGUCAAAGUUUCUUAUUAUCUGCAGUCAUUCAUGCUGAUAUUUUUCUGCCUUUUCUUCUGUCUCUCUUGUCCUUCAACAAACAGAUCAAACAGCUUUAAAGUUGUUCUGAAGCAAGAUACAAACAGUACAGUGUCCUCAUUUUUGUCAUCCUGUCUGCAACUACUAGUCUAAGAAACAAAGUUUUUUUCCCCCCUGAUGGGUUCAUUCUGCGAUUGCUGUUUUUAGCCAUAUUCAAACAGAAUGGCUCAUGAUGUCAGCUCGAUUUCUUUUCCCCUCACCCAUAGAGUAAAUGUCUUUGCUUUUGCGCUGUUUGUGAUUAAUGGAACAUCAAAAGCUGAUCUCAGCUCAGUGUGAUACAUUCCUGAGGAUAUGAGUGUGCCAGGGACACAUAAACAUCAUUAAUGAACAAGAGGCAGACUGGAGAGAGACAGAGUGACAGAAAGAGGGUGAGGAAGCAAACAGGAAGGAAAAUGUUUAUUUUUGUCAGUAAUAUGAUGUAUAUUUACCUGUGGUUUUGAUGAUGAUUGCUUCUGCGCAGACACUUUGAGUGAUGGAGAGACAGUUUGCGCCCCAGGAUCUCAUGUGAUUACCUCCCAUCAGUUUGGUGCAGAGGGACAAAUGGGUGGCAGCACCUUUUUUUUUCUAAAUCCAUUUGGAAAAUCACAUUUCCCUUUUGCUCUUUCAUGCCCAGUGGCAAAGAAGUCGGAAGUGUACAAAGAAAACUUCUCUGCUCAUCUAUGUGAAGACAGCUAUAUUUAUCUGGCGUGAAGGAUGUAGAGCCAGAGGGGGGGGCAGGAUGGAGUGCUCCUGGAAGACGGUGCUGCUGCUGGUGUGCGCGUCUCUGGGGGUCCAGUACACGGCCAUCCGUACCCUGAGGGACUCGCUGUCUGGACCCUGUCAGGGAGCCUACCACUGCCAGACCAGACAUCACAGAGACUCCAGGUGGAGGGCAUUGUGCGAUGACAGUUGGAUGCCGGUUGAGUCGCCUCGGAAGCACAUCCUGCUGUUCGCCACCACGCGCAGCGGCUCUUCCUUCACCGGGCAGCUUCUCAACCAGCACCCAGGGAUCUUCUACGUGUUUGAGCCUCUCUACCACGUCCAGCAGGCCUUCACUAACUCCAGCAGCAGGCUGCGGCGGAGCCUGGACCGUCGGGCCCUGCUUGGAGCAUACAGGGACCUCCUCCUCAACCUGUACACCUGCGACCUUCACUUCAUGGAGAAUUACAUCCGUCCGGAGCCCCAGGACCACGUCACAAGUUCCUUCUUCCGUCGAAGCUCCAGCCAUGCCCUCUGUUCCCCUCCUGUGUGUUUGGAGGGAGGGGAUGCGGCGGCCUCUGAUCCACCUGAUGAAACCUGGUGUCCUAAGAAGUGUGGGGCCCUGAACCUCACUUUAGCUUCUGUUUCAUGUCUGUCUAGAGGACAUGUAGCUAUAAAGACUGUGCGGGUCCCUGAGGUGGGAGACCUCCGAACCCUGACCGAAGAUCCGCGUCUGGACCUGAAGAUCAUCCACCUGGUGAGGGACCCCAGGGCCAUCCUCACCUCACGCAUCAUGGCGUUUUCAGAUCAGUUCCGUGCCUGGAAAAUAUGGAACGCAACCGGACGACAGCCUCGAUAUGUGGACCUGUCGCAGAUCACCAGCACCUGCAAGGACAUGGUGGCCUCUGCAGAAACGGGCCUGCAGAGACCGGCGUGGCUGCGGGGACGCUAUUUACUGGUACGCUAUGAGGACCUGGCGUUCAACCCAAAGGAUAAGGCCACUGAGAUCUACAGGUUUGUGGGGCUGGAGAUGGAGCACAGGGUGCGGAUGUGGAUUGCAAAGAACACCAACAGUAACGUGUCGUCUCCGUCCGAGUGGAACUACAGAUACUCGACCACCAGAGACUCCAGAGCGACUGCAGAGAGCUGGAGGCUUCGGCUCGGCUUCGACAUCGUGAGGACUGUGCAAAAUCUGUGUAAUGACACUCUGGCCCUGCUGGGAUACAAGCAGGUUCACUCUGCAGCUGAGCUCAGAAACUUGUCCUAUAGCUUAGUGGAACACAGGACCUUUCAACCAGCCACAUGGUAGAUUUGAUCAAAGUUUAAUGUUAUUUAUUUAUUUAUUUUCUGUUGUCAUAAUGCUGAUAAAAUGAAUGUAAUUUAUCUUAUUUUUCAAGAAUGCCUAAAGUAAUUUAAUAUCACUUGCAUUUUUCACUUUUUAUGGUUUUGUGUCAGGUUUUAAAAGGGCCAAAUUUCAAGCGUGUGUGAAGGCGGAAAAGGUACUGAUCCAGAAUAAAGUCUAUACUGCUGUAUGUCUUGAUUGAAAACUCUGAAUCCUGAUGUGAAUAUGAUCUAUGCUUUUUUUUCAUUAUUCAAUUCUCUCAAAAUUUCAUUGUCUACAGAUUUUAAACACGUAAAAAUAUCACCCCAAAGACUCCAGGAUCCAUUUCAGAGUAAAUUUGACGUCAGACAAAAGCGUGAUGAUCCUGAAGGUGAGACACACAGGAAGUGAAGAGGAUUUAUUUGUUAAUAAAAGGAGGAGAAAUUACAGGGCUUGCCUUCCAAGUGUCUCUAAUGCAUUUUGGAAAAGGAUUAACACGUCACAUGUGGUAGGUAGGAUAUCUUUGCCGGAGCAGUCUCCUGCUCAGCAGCUCUGUUUUCUAUGUGAGGAUGUUGAGAAUAUGGGAAUAUGUGUUUUUUCCUUCACUGUAAAUACUUAAAUACUGUACAUACUCAUUCACUGUCGGAAUGCAAGUGUGCAAAUGUUAUGUACUGGAUGUGUUUGGGCAUAUUUUUUAAACUUUUUAAAAUAAAUAAUUCAUAUGUAAGUAAUACAUAUCUACCACA